UUGAGCAACAGCAGAGCUGCACACGAGGCGAAUCUCUCCAUUUCUCUCAAAAGAAACAUUCAACUGAAUCCAGCAGCUUUUUCUCAACAACAGCAGAAUCUCUGCAAACACUGAGUGCCAACAUGUCUGCUGCCAGCAGUCUGCUGACUGACGAUCAGAUUCUGUGCUCCAUCUCUCUGGAUGUGUUCACUGAUCCAGUCACCAUACCAUGUGGACACAACUUCUGUAAAGCCUGCAUCACUGAUCACUGGGAUAUUGAUGCUCCCUAUCAGUGUCCCAACUGUAGAAAAGGUUUCAACAUGAAACCUGAGCUGCAGGUCAACACUUUGAUCUCUGAGAUGGCUGCUAAGUUCAGACGGUCAACUCAACCGAUACCAGAAGAAGUUCCCCGUGACGUCUACUCAGGAUCCAAACUGAAGACCUGGAUGUUCUGGUGUGUCCUGCUGUGUCUGAUGGGGGUCUUCAUGGCCUGGAUGCUCAUCGAGACGAUCAAGAAGACAGAGAAACUGGCUGAAGACUUCAGAGAGCUGAAACAGGAAAUCUCUGAGCUGAAGAAGAGAAGCACUGAGGUGGAGCAGCGCUGUGUGGCUGAGCAGGAGAAACUCAGGAAAGAGAAGAACCUGCUCAUCGAGACGAUCAAAGAGAAAGAGAAAGCGGAGAAACAGGCUGAAGGCUUCCUCAAAGAGCUGAAACAGGAAAUCUCUGAGCUGAAGAGGAGAAACACUGAGGUGGAGCAGCUCUAUGUGGCUGAGCAGGAGAAACUCAGGAAAGAGAAGAACCUGCUCAUCGAGACAAUCAAAGAGAAAGAAAAAAAGGAGAAACAGGCUGAAGGCUUCAUCAAAGAUCUGAAACAGGAAAUCUCUGAGCUGAAGAGGAGAAACACUGAGGUGGAGCAGCUCUAUGUGGCUGAGCAGGAGAAACUCAGGAAAGAGAAGAACCUGCUCAUCGAGACGAUCAAAGAGAAAGAGAAAGCGGAGAAACAGGCUGAAGGCUUCAUCAAAGAUCUGAAACAGGAAAUCUCUGAGCUGAAGAAGAAAACUGAGAUGGACCAGUUCCUCAGUUUUUUUAUAUUGCUAUUAAGCGCUCUCGCAUUUAUUUUUUUUUGUGUUUCCAAAAACAUCACUCUUCAAAAUCUUUCUUUUAUAGUAACUGUAGGAAAUCACCCCUAUAUGUCUGCUGCCAGCAGUCUGCUGACUGAAGAUCAGAUUCUGUGCUCCAUCUGUCUGGAUGUGUUCACUGAUCCAGUCACCAUACCAUGUGGACACAACUUCUGUAAAGCCUGCAUCACUGAUCACUGGGAUAUUGAUCUUCCCUAUCAGUGUCCCAACUGUAAAAAUGAUUUUAGCAUGAACCCUAAGCUACAUGUCAACACUUUGGUCACUGAGAUGGCUGCUAAGUUCAGACAGAGUCUUUCGAGAGAAGCCGGGCCGAGCUCAUCGAGACGAUCAAAGAAAAAACAGACAACAACAGAGAAACUGGCUGAAGGCUUCGUCAAAGAUCUGAAACAGGAAAUCUCUGAGCUGAAGAAGAGGAACACUGAGGUGGAGCAGCUCUAUGUGGCUCAGCAGAAGAAACUCAGUAAACUAAUCAUUAAACUGCUCCCUGAGUCUGAUCUGAUGAGGGUCCAGCAGUAUGAAGUGGAUGUGACUCUUGAUCCUGAUACAGCAUAUCCCUGGCUCAUCCUGUCUGAUGAUGGAAAACAAGUUAAACCUGGUGAUGUGAGGAAGAAUCUCCCAGACAAUCCAGAGAGAUUUGAUUAUAUUGAUUCUGUCUUAGCAAAGCAGAGUUUCUCUUCAGGAAGAUUUUAUUACGAGGUUCAGGUUAAAAGGAAGACUUAUUGGACUUUAGGAGUGGCCAGAGAGUCAGUCAACAGGAAGGGAGAAAUCACACUGACUCCUCAGAAUGGUUACUGGACGAUAGAAUUGAUGGAUGGUGAUUCGUACUACGCUCUUGCUGGCCCUACAGUCCUUCUCUCUCUGAAGUCUCGGCCUCAGAAGGUGGGGGUGUUUGUGGAUUAUGAGGAGGGUCUGGUCUCCUUUUAUGACGUUGAUGCUGAAGCUCUUAUCUACUCCUUUACUGGCUGCUCCUUCACUGAGAAACUCUACCCAUUCUUCAAUAUAUUUGAUACAAAUGAUGAUGGUAAAAACUCUGCCCCUCUGAUCAUCUCUCCUGUCAGUCACUGA
Perca flavescens (yellow perch) is the source of this 2183-nucleotide messenger RNA. RefSeq names its product E3 ubiquitin-protein ligase TRIM39-like. Gene Ontology annotation, molecular function: protein binding. The record is from RefSeq and is a predicted model, not a curated record. The coding region runs from base 123 to 2183 and encodes 686 amino acids. The transcript is spliced from 4 exons. Lineage: Eukaryota; Metazoa; Chordata; Actinopteri; Perciformes; Percidae.